Messenger RNA from Lytechinus pictus (painted urchin), 3244 nucleotides. Its product is annotated as nucleolar protein 56-like. Gene Ontology annotation, molecular function: snoRNA binding. Gene Ontology annotation, cellular component: small-subunit processome; box C/D methylation guide snoRNP complex. The transcript is spliced from 9 exons. NCBI's taxonomy places the organism in Eukaryota, Metazoa, Echinodermata, Echinoidea, Temnopleuroida, Toxopneustidae. The coding region runs from base 3 to 1676 and encodes 557 amino acids. The record is from RefSeq and is a predicted model, not a curated record.
UGAUGAUUUUAUUUGAACAUGCAUCAGGCUACGGCUUGUUUGCAGUCAAGGAGUUUGAGGAGGUCUCUGUCCUUCAUCACCAAGUCCAGGAAUCUGUGACAGACUUUGGCAAGUUUGCCUCUCUGAUCAAGCUUCAGGCCUUCUCGCCUUUCAAAUCAGGGGUCAACGCACUUGACAAUAUCAACAGCAUCUCAGAAGGUGUGAUGACAGAAGACCUGAAACUCUUCCUGGAGACCAACAUGCCAGAGAGCUCUAAGAAGAGGAAGAAGAUCACAUUGGGUGUGGCCGAUGGGAAGAUAGGUGCUUCUAUCCAGGAGGAACUAGGUAUCCCCUGUCAGACGGGAGGAGUCUUCCAGGAGAUCGCAAGAGGUCUGAGGUACCAUUUCUACAGACUGGUCAAGGGACUGACCGCUCAGACAGAGGCUAAAGCACAACUUGGUCUAGGUCACAGCUACUCAAGGGCAAAGGUCAAGUUCAAUGUGAACAGAGCAGAUAACAUGAUCAUCCAAUCCAUCUGUUUGCUUGAUCAACUGGAUAAGGAUAUCAAUACAUUUUCAAUGAGAAUCAAAGAAUGGUACUCCUAUCACUUUCCAGAACUUGUCAAAGUAGUUCCAGACAACGCACUCUACGCCAAGGUUGCCCACUUCAUCAAGAACCGUAAGGAGCUUACUGAUGAAUCUCUUGAAGCCCUGGAGGAGUUGACCAUGGACAGUGGUAAAGCUCAGGCCAUCUUGGAUGCAUCACGCUCGUCUAUGGGUAUGGACAUUUCUCCCAUUGACUUGAUCAACAUUGAGAGGUUUGCUACCAGGGUGAUUGCCCUUACAGACUACAGGAAGAGUUUACACACUUAUCUCCAGGACAAGAUGCACGCUGUAGCUCCUAACCUAUCAGCACUCAUCGGUGAACAGGUUGGGGCUCGUCUAAUUUCCCAUGCUGGUAGUCUGACCAAUCUAGCCAAGUACCCAGCUUCAACUGUACAGAUUCUUGGAGCCGAGAAGGCACUCUUCAGAGCUCUGAAGACCCGUGGCAACACCCCCAAGUAUGGUCUCAUCUUCCAUUCUACAUUCAUUGGCAGGGCGGGGCAGAAGAACAAAGGUCGCAUCUCUCGCUACCUUGCCAACAAGUGCUCCAUGGCCUCGAGAAUAGACUGUUUCUCAGACAUACCCAAUUCUGUAUUUGGUGAGAAAUUAAAGGACCAAGUGGAAGAGAGGCUGUCAUUCUACGAGACUGGAACAGCUCCACGGAAGAACAUUGAUGUCAUGCAGGAAGCUCUCUCUCAAGUCAAAGAAGUUGAGGCAGAAUUGGCACGCAAGAAGAAGAAAGAGAAAAAGAAGAAGAGGAAAGCGUCAGAGGUUCAAGAACCACCUCCUGAAGAAGAGGAGGAGGUUGAAGAGGAACAACCAAAAAAGAAGAAGAAAAAGACGAAGGUCGAAGCUGAGCCAGAGCCAGAACAAAUGGAGACAGAAACACCCAAAAAGAAGAAGAAAAAGAAGGAGCAAGCAGAGGAAGAGGCGGAGGAGGAAAAAGAAGAGGUGGAAGAUACCCCAAAGAAGAAGAAGAAAAAGAAGAGUCUUGGCGGAGAGGAACAGAUUGUGAAUGUAGAACCUGAAGAGGAUGAGGUGACAGAGACAGUUGUCAAAAAGAAGAAAAAGAAGAAGAAGAGUCUUCCAGAAUAACUUCACGUUUCAAUUCAUUAGUCUGUACGCUAUUGCAUUUUACUUUUUAAGAUUUGACAGAGAGUACUCAAGCGCUUGAUAUCAUAUAUAUGUAUAUUAUAAACUUACUUCUUGUAAUUCUGACCCCCAACGAAUGUUUAAUUUGAAACAAGCUUUUAAUUUUGCCCUUCUUCUCUCCUUAAAAGAUUGGUUACUAGCUGCAAGUGUCCUCAUGGGGUACCAAAAUCAAUGAUAGUAAUUUGAUUUCAUCUGCAGCUCCUUGUAAUGGGAUAUCCCCUUAUUAUUGGCAGGUAAUAUUGAUUUAUUUGGGGCUUUGCAUUUAUUAUUCAGUUGCUUGAAAGUGGAUCAAUUUGAUGUUCAAUCUGAGUUCAUCAAAUAUUUUCAUCUUUAAUGUACAUUUCCUAUAUGUCCCCAUUGUAUGAUUUGUAGCAUCAUGUUUUUCUAAUCAUUAUAUUGUUAUGUUUUUAAGGGUCUGUUUUCCUCUUUUAUUUUGUGACCUUUUCUUAUAUGAUGUAAAUAGAUCAAAUAUUUUUGUCGACACAAAGAUUGAUUAACCCUUUACUACUAAACUGAUUGAGAUAAAUUAUGGCAGUCUAAUUCAUUGUAGCAGAUAAUUUAAUGAAAGGAAUUCUGAUGUUCUUUUUCAUAAUUAUGCACAUGUAUUGAGUGCAUACUUAUUUUAAUACUUGAUCGCAUGAGCUUGGGGCAGCUUCAUAAACAGAUAAGUGACAAAGCUGCCCUUAUAAGGGGAAUGAAACCCUUGGAGCAAGUUAGCUUGUGUGAAUGCAGAAAAAAUCAAAUAGGAUCAGAAAUAAGAAAUGUCAUGAUCACAAAUGUUAUGCAGAUCCUCCAUUUGCAAUGUUAGCCAGAUCUGUGAUGUCACACCUGUACAACAACCCCCUUUAGCCUAAAACAUCUUAUUUUUGUGCUUGUUUUCAUAAGAUGACAAACAAUUCAUCUAUGAUAUGUUGGUUCAUCUCUCUUACAGGCUCCUAUAAAUAAGAACAUCUAAACUUGUGAUAGACUAAAGUGAAAUAUGUACGAAUGUAAUUGGGAAGUUGUAUGUGUAUGACAUUACAGCUUUUGGUUGCAUUGCCAUUGAGAGGAUCUGCACAGCACGAGUGAUCUCAAUGGUAAAAUCGUCCUCAAAUUUUCAUUGAUUUUUCUCUAUAUCAACUAAACUUCUUUCAUUCUCCUUUAAAAUUGUUUAGUUCUGUGUGUGUUGCGAUACAACACAUGACCGCACUACGUAUAUUAUUUUACAUCAAUCUUGAUUGGUCAUUUCUACUCUUUCUCACCAUCUCCAGCUCACAUUGUCUCUCAGAAUGUUCUGUUCCAUGUAACUGUUUUGUUGGUUCUUUCUUGAUUGGCAACGGGUUUGCUCUGGUCAUCAUCAGGACGACUCUUGAACUAGUCACAUGAUUUUUUACCAAUGACCAAGUCGAUCUUGUCCAAGCUGAUGAUCAGAGCUACUAAUCAAGAAUGAUUAUACCAUGAGUGGUGUAGACCAUAAACAUACCUAUUAUGUUCAGUCUGUAUAUACCAGGAAUAAAACAUACCAAGACCAA